AUGAAAAAGAGAAAUAAUCCUGAUAUAGAGAAAGUUAUCAAAGUUAUUUCAGAAACUUCAAAUGAUCCAGACAAACAGGAUGAAAAAUCAGUUGAAUCAGUUGCCAAAUUCAUCGAAUCUCCAGAAUCAAUCAAUUAUUCGAUUGGUUUACUCAAAUCCGGCCAAAUCAAUGCUCAAAUUGUUGCGUGUAAUAUCAUAAUAAACUAUCUUUCAGCAUCUGAUUCUCAAAACAUUGAAUUACAAAAUCAAAUUCGAAAUUUUGCAUUUUCUCAUGCACAAUCUUAUGAUUCAAUAAUAAAUAAACAAUUGAUUACUAUUGUAGCAAUGAUUGCUAUUAAAGAUUUCCCAGAAAAAUGGCCUUCUUUCUUAGAUGAAGUUCUUUCUUCACCUGUUGUUGGUUUACAGAUACUACAUAAAUAUUUUACACUUUUAGUCGAUGAGAAUACGAAAAACAUUGCUCCAUCUCGAUUUAAACAAAUUCAAACAUUUUUCAUCAAAAAAGAAAACGAUUUAGUCAAUCUUAUUAACUCCUCACCAAACAAAACCCCAAAGAAAUACCUGCAAACUAUGAUUUCCAACAUUUACAGUCCAGAAAUGACAAUUUCAAAAUUAAAAUCUUCAAAUAAAAGUCCAAAACGGCAAACAACUGCAGCAGACGAGUUUUCAGAAAGAAACAAAGAUGCAAUAUCCCAAUUGCAUACAAAAAUUCAAGAAAAAGAAAGGAAUAUUGAUUUUAUGAUGAAUGAAAUUGCCAAAAUCAAGAAUGACUUAGAAUCAAGGAAACUAGGCUUCGAUGGCAAAGUCCAACGUAAAAGGGAAGAGAUGAAAAACCGCUACAAAGCAAUGAUUGAAGAAUUACAAUCCAGAGCAGCAACACAGCUUGCAGAGAACGAAUUAUUGACAUCUAAGAUAUCAGAAAUAACAUCUAAGAUCAAUGACAUUGUUAAUGCUCCAAUAAAUGUAAAAAAAGUGAAAUUAAAUUUUGAUUUUUCAAAAAAUACUGAAAAACUUCUUAAAGAGCGAGAAAAAGAGAUCAGAGAACAAUGUAGUAAAGAGUUCUACCCAUUCUUCCUUAAAUUGCAGCAAGAACAUGAAGAAAAUAUUGAAUCUUUGGAAAUUGAACACGAAAACGAAAUUAAAAGGAUUCAUGAAGCUGCAUUUGAUGAAUUAAAGAUAUUCAAGCCGAGAGUGUUCAUUUCGCAAGAGGAAAUCGCUGCCAGACAAAAAUUUGAAAAAAUUCAAAAUAAUUUAAAUUCAGAAUACGAAAUUCAGAAAAAUGCACUUCUGAAACAGAUUUCUGAGAUAGAAACAGAUAGGGAUAAUAAUUUACAGCAGUUAUUUGAAGAAACAAAACAAAAAAUUCAAAAUGAAAAAUCAUUUUUCUCAAAACGAAGAAAAAUUGUUCGUCAGAACGUUAAAAAUGCAAAGAGCCAAAUUCCUCAACAAAUCGAAGUUCCAAAGCUUUCUCCCGAAGAAGAAAAAAAUUUAAGAUUAUUUGUUGAGCAAAAACUGAAAUCUGACUUCGAAAAGCAGUUGGAAAGCCAGGUAAAUAAUGUACAGGAGAACCGUGAGAACAUGGUCAAAGAAAUGAAAGAGAUGGAAAAUAAUGAAAUUAAAAAAGCUUCAGAGAAUAAUGAUCUUAUAAUAUAUAACCUUGAUAAUGAAAUAUCUGAUCUUGACGAAGAGUUAUUGUCAUUAAAUCAAGAAUUAGAAAAAUUAAAAUUAAAUUAUGAAAAUUUAAGUGCUGAAAGAAGCUCAAAUGAAGAUAACUUUAGCCAAAUGAGAGGCGAGAAGCUGUAUUAUGCUGAUAAUUUAAGAGAUCUCGAAGCAAAAUUAUUAAAAUACAAUUUUGAGGAAGAGGAAGAAGAAUCACAAGAAGUAUUGGCAUUGCAGAGUGAAUUAGAAAAGUUUUCACAUGAAAUUGAUAGAGAAAAAAAGAAUCAUUUGAAAUUAAUAAAUUCUCUUGUUUCUCAGCACGAAUCAACGAAAAACAAGAUCAGUUCAAGAGCAGAAGAACUAUUUGUUGUUAAAGAUCAAGCAAUUUCACAGUUGAAACUCAAAAUUAACGAGACUAAGAAAAAGAUUAAAGAAAUUCACAGUGAAGUUACUUCUCUAGUAAAUUAA
This is a messenger RNA of Trichomonas vaginalis G3, 2124 nucleotides long. RefSeq names its product nuclear export signal receptor protein. The record is from RefSeq and is a predicted model, not a curated record. The transcript has a single exon. Lineage: Eukaryota; Parabasalia; Trichomonadida; Trichomonadidae. Bases 1 to 2124 code for a protein of 707 amino acids.